Messenger RNA from Notolabrus celidotus (New Zealand spotty), 1818 nucleotides. It is a transcript of the gene aup1, whose product is annotated as AUP1 lipid droplet regulating VLDL assembly factor. NCBI's taxonomy places the organism in Eukaryota, Metazoa, Chordata, Actinopteri, Labriformes, Labridae. Gene Ontology annotation, molecular function: ubiquitin binding. Gene Ontology annotation, cellular component: membrane. The record is from RefSeq and is a predicted model, not a curated record.
CGGAAGUGAAAUAUCUGUUGCUGUUGGACAAACAGCCGCUGACGCUGCUAGCACCGCGGCCGAUAACAACGACCGCAGAGCUAACAUUUAUAAGACCUCUUGAAUUGGCUUCGUGUAAACAACUUACGCCUUUCUCUCUCGUGAUUUAGGGCAACGUUAGUCACUUUGCUGUGGCGAACGUUAUGCCUCAUUUAUUGUCAAGGCUUAGGUUGCAUUCUUAGCAUUAGCCUCAGAGCAAAGGUCUGACUGCCAGACAUGGAGACUCGGGGUGUCGAGGACAUGUUUGAUUUCCGUCGGUUUCCUAAAGACACAAUAAUCCUUUUGCUGUUGCUGGUUUACUUUCCUGUUGGCGUUUGUUUGAUGCUCAUACGGAUCUUCAUCGGAGUUCAUGUGUUCCUGGUCAGCUGUGCACUUCCAGAAAGUUUUGUCAGAAGAUUUAUUGUUAGGAUAAUGUGCUCAGUCCUGGGGAUGCAUGUGAGACAAAGAAACCCACGCUCCAGGGACAAGAACACCAAGCUGUACAUAUGCAAUCAUGUGACGGACUUUGACCACAACAUAAUCAACCUUCUGACCCCUUGCAACACUCCCCAGUUAGAGGGCUCAACAGGCUUUUUGUGCUGGGCCAGAGGCUUCAUGGAAAUCCAUUCAUCAUCUAUCCAAGGAGCGAUAGCAGAGACUCUACAGAGAUACUGCUCCAGUGAAGGCAUCCCACCUCUGCUCCUGUUUCCUGAAGAGGACACCACAAAUGGCCGUGCUGGCCUGCUCAAGUUCAGCUCCUGGCCCUUCUCUCUGACUGAUUCUAUUCAGCCUGUGGCCUUACGGGUGACCAGACCAUUGAUUGCUCUGAGUACACCAGUGUCCAGUUGGCUGAUGGAGCUUUUGUGGACAUUUUUUGCCCCAUGUACAGUGUAUCAUGUAAGUUGGCUCCCAGCCAUAUCAAGACAAGAUGGUGAGUCGAUGCAGGAGUUUGCCAACAAAGUCCAGGAGCUGCUAGCCGGUGAACUUGGUUUGGUGUCCACCAAGAUCACGAAAGCCGAUAAAGCAGAGCACAUUAAAAGGAAACGACAUACUGCACCACAAACAUCGACAAAUGUCGGACCUGCAUCUAUCGGCCUCGGUUUCAUGGUCCAGAGUUUGGGCACAGAUGAUCAUCAGAUUGCCAAAAUGGCCCAACAGGUGAAGGACGUGCUACCUCAUGUCCCUCUGAAUGUAAUCACCAAGGACUUAGCAAAAACCAAUUGUGUUGACGCAACCAUAACAAACUUGCUUGAGAACAAGGAGGAUCCCCAAAUGGAGGCAACCGGGACAUCAUCUUCAGGGUCUUCAGAGAACAGCUCCUUUCCCUCUGGUUCUGUGCCCACCAUAAAGCCUGCUGCCAAAUCUUUUGGGAAAUCACCAUCUGACAGACAUCUGUCUCUCAAAGAGAGGAAAGAAGCACUCUAUAAUUUUGCAAGAAGACGCUACAGAAAACAUGGAUUGGAUCAAGAGGACAGUCACUGAGCACACUUUGGGUCAAGCCAUCGACACGUCGGAGAGAAACAUAUUCAACUCGCAUUGCUUUCUAAUUUGAAUGAUGACUUUUAUAUAUUCUGUCAACAGGUUUGGAUAAACGACAGAUUUGUUUGAUGCAAUAUUGAACACAAGUAUUGAGAACAUAUAAACAUUGAUGGAAUGGUAAUUCUGCAUGUGUUGAUUCGUCAUUCUGACUGAUACAUAUUUUGAUAUCAAUUUGUAUUAUGAUCCACUGACUGUGAAUCAUCUAUUUAUUUUUAUAAUGUCCAGGGACGUCAAUGAAAAUAAAGUUCAGUUUGACUGUAA